This is a messenger RNA of Melitaea cinxia (Glanville fritillary), 15164 nucleotides long. RefSeq names its product dynein axonemal heavy chain 10 (gene Dhc98D). Lineage: Eukaryota; Metazoa; Arthropoda; Insecta; Lepidoptera; Nymphalidae. The coding region runs from base 1 to 14829 and encodes 4942 amino acids. The record is from RefSeq and is a predicted model, not a curated record. Gene Ontology annotation, molecular function: dynein intermediate chain binding; dynein light intermediate chain binding; minus-end-directed microtubule motor activity. Gene Ontology annotation, biological process: microtubule-based movement. Gene Ontology annotation, cellular component: dynein complex. The transcript has 91 exons.
AUGGCUGAUGACACUAUUUCAAACGACUCUGACAAACAACCUUUUAUGGAAGGAAGUGAAACUGAACUCGACUUUAGAAAUGAUCCCCGAGUACAGUGGUUCAAGGAACGCGUUCUUACAUAUAUAGGCAUGGACGAUGAGGAACUUUUCUAUAACAUUCUAGAAGAAGCUGACGCAAAAGAAAAGUUCACAACAUUUGUAACAGCUCCUCUUAAACCAAAUGAACUGUCUCUUGAUAAACGCACUUUCUAUAUAUCAAAAAUAAUUGUUGAUAAGCUUAUACACGAGGAUAAAGAGUUUACAGAAUGGCGUAUCAUUCCACCACCUCCGCCACCGCCACCACCACAGAAAAAGGGUAGGAAAGGCAAAAAGGCUAAAGCAGAACCUGUUGCAGAACCGGAACUUGACGAUAAUUUAGAUGAUGACAAGAAAGCUAAGAGCAUGAAAAGCAUGAAAAGUAUGAAGAGUAUGAAAAGCAUGAAAAGUAUGAAAAGUAUGAAGAGCAUGAAAAGUGUGAAAAGUGUCAAAGAAGGUGACUUGGAUGAAGAUGAAGAAGUAGACACAGUGGCAGCUGCUGUUACAGACGUAUUUGAUAUAGAAGAAGGAGUUAGAACGUCUAUUGACUUACACGUAGAAGAAGAGGAAGUACCAUUGGUUGCUGAGGAUUUGUACUCAUUUCCAGCACCACCUGAAGAUUUAGAUCCAGAAAUAGAUGGAACCUUGGAGUUUUAUACUGUCAUAAGAUCGGUUCCACGUAUUAUUCAAUACCCUAAAUUGGUACCAGUAUUCGGGUCCUUCACCCCUCAAGUAACCCAUAGAAACAGACGGUACAUUUACUUCAUACGACAGACUCAGGACGGAAUACCUUUGGCUGAAACUCCAAAGAUCACUAAACUCAAGAUGCCUGAGUAUGUUUUAGUUGGAUUAACAAGCGGUAAAGUUCUAUCGAGUUUGGGAAUGCAACUCAAAGAGACUUUUGUUUCGCUAUUCGAAAGACAAUUUCGAGAAAUAGUUACAUCGGACAAAGAAGCGUCUUCUAGCAUCCUCUCUCGUCAGGUCUCAUACGCUGGAGCGCAUUAUAAAAUGGAAGAGACAACUUCAGAAGUGAACUAUCUUCGGCCGUCUGACUAUCGCAGAAUGUCUAAUGUCGCUCGAGGAGAAAACGCUGAAAGACGAAUUAUAAAUAUGCAUGCCGAAUCAUACAUAGCUCCGCCCACGUCGAAAGUUACGAGACCAACAUCUUCAAUUAUGGCGCCGGUGAGCUACGAUUCGGAUAUUCCAAUCAAGGAUAAGAGAAAAACUAGCUAUGAAAAGAAACCUACUGCAUCAGAGGUUAUAAAAGAUAUAAAACAUCUUGUAGGAACAGUAGAAUGGACAAUAGAGCACAUUGAAGGUGAUAUUCAACUGCCGAUGCCGAACAUACCCGCUCUGAUGGAAGAGCGGCAACCUGGACACGUGGGGUUCAAUGACCCGGAGUUGAAUACUCAGCUAGAAGAAGCGGUGAUGAUGUGGCAGUCUCAUAUUGAUUCUACUAUAAAUGCUUGUUUAGGAAAAACACGAGAAGGUGAAGGGCCAGUGGCAGAGUACAAAUAUUGGCGGGAACGAGACGCUGAGAUAUCACUUUUGGUUGAACAAUUAAAACAACCAAUGGUAGUUAAAAUACUAUCACUUCUAAAGAAAGCAGAUUCGACAUAUUUAGAGGGCUUCAAACAUUACAAAGAGAGGCUCAUGGAGCAGUACAAUCUUGCUGGAGACAACCUUAAAUUCUUGUCAACGUUGAUGAGAUUUUUUACUGUUAUAGAAGAUAAUUCUCCACUACAGCAAGUCAUUGACAUGUUACCCGAACUAGUUGAAAGUAUAUACAUGAUGUGGGUACUUUCAAAGGGCUAUCGUACAGACGAAACGAUGAUUCCGUUACUUGGAAGGAUUUCCUGGGCUUUGUGUGAUAAAUUAGAGAGAUUUCUGAAUGUUCACAAGCUGUUUGAUAAGCCAAACGACGAGGUUCUGUCUCUCGCACGCGCGGGUCAGAAAAUAAUGGAGAUGUGGCACGAGCUGUACAAGGAGACGCGGCGCGACAUCGAGCUCAGCGGCAAGGGCGCGCGCUGGGAGUUCGACCAGCCGCUGCUCUUCACGCGCACCGAUUACAUCGGCACCGUCGCCAGAGACUUGGGCGAUGUUGUACAAGUACUGAUCGAUUUUGAGCGUAUAUUUGGCAACGAGCUAAAAUCAAUUAUAAGCGAUCCAACUCAAAUUGACGAUGUACGGAAAAGGGUCAAGAAACUUGUGUAUCCCAUACGUACCAUCGACUUUAGUGUUUUCGUGUUUGACAAUAAAGAGAACUGGGACGUCAUCAUGGGAGACUUUUGGAAUGAAGUCAGAUAUUUGGAAGAGGAAGCAAAGAAUUAUAUAAAUCAAAGCUUUGGUAAUUUACGCUCCUCAGAAGAAGCGUUAGCCGUUCUUCUUAAAUUCUUAGAGUUCGAUACAAGAGAAUCCAUUAGAAAGCAACUGUCUACAAAAUUCGACCUCAUCAUGCGACAGUUCAUUAAAGAGAUUACGGCUAUAGAAGAUAAAUUUACUCGUUUCCGCAAAAAUCCACCCCUACUACGAAAUCACCCACCGGUCGCGGGCGCCAUCUACUGGGCAAGAGCUCUGUUCAAUAAGAUGAAACAACCCAUUAUGAAGUUUAAAAAGGUACCAGAACUGAAUGAUUGUGAGCAGAAGAAAACCGCAUUCUUACAAUACAAGGCUUUUUCGAAACUUAUAAAGGAGUAUGAAGAGUCUAAGUACAGGGAAUGGGUUAAGGACGCUUCAAACUUCGUCGACAACACUAUGAAGAAGAACAUUCUGCACGUUGUAUUCAAAAAGGAAGAAGAUCAAUCGCCGUCAAAGGGUCGGGGGAUGCAAUUAACUGCGGCGGGGAGAGCUCACGUGGCCAAAAAGAAGGCCUCUACAAUAUCUAUUAAGCCUAUCGAUAUCGUCAAUAAAGAGAUCGCAGACAAACGCAAAAGAGACAAGGCUUUGAUGUUAAUGAGAAUUCCUGGUCAGCACUACGAGAACGUUAGAUCUCCAAGUUCCGUGUCGCUUCUAGCGAAAGAAGGUUUGACAGAUGUUACGUGGAGAGAUAUGACAGUACAUAAGUUGAUGCAAGAGUACGGUCUUGAGUUCCAACCUAAUUUCGAUAGACACGUCUUCCUUAUCAUACAUGAGGCAGAACUUAUAGAAAAAUUGGGUUUCGAUAUACCAGCUAACAUUCGUGAUGUGUCAAUGCAAAAGUCUCGUCUUUACUACGAACUUGAAGCGUUAGAGAAAGUUAUUACUAAAUAUAACUCGAGCACAGCAUCUCUCAGUGUAUCUGAGACUCACCUUAUGAAAAAGCAUCUAUUGGAAAUGGAACGUCAUAUUCUGCCAGGCCUUACUAGAAUCACCUGGACAGCUUUGGGGAUAAACGAUUAUAUAAAAGAUAUAACGAAAGGUGAAAACUCACUACAAGCUGUGUACCAACAAUUGAAAAUGGUGGAAAAAGAAAUUCAGUUUUUACUCGAUCAGAUAGAAAUGUUUGACUUAUUUCCAUUAAUGCGACCAAAGGACUAUGUUGACCCAAAGACGGGAGAGCCGGAUAAAACUUGGAUAUAUCCUUGCAAGACAUAUUUCGUGGAAGUAGAAAAUGAACGUCUUGAGCGCACCGCCAAGCUGUCUCGUCUGUAUGAACGUAUCGGGCCAAACCUCAUGAAGCUCGAGUACUUGAUACUUGGUACGAGCACAGGACGCUCCGAAGUUAUGUCAUCAUACUACACUUUUUGGGAAAAGAAGAUAUUCAAAAGCCUUGUUACCUUAACCCUGGAGAACCUGCAGCAGUUUCAGAGCUCGUUGAGCGCAAGCACGCCGCUUUUCCAAGUGGACGCGGUGCUCGCGGCGCCUGACGUCACCGCACGUCCCGCACCCGCCGAGGUCUGCAACAUACUCGGAUACAACAUCAAGCAUUUCUUGAACAGAUUAACCACGUUUCCUCGCUGGAUGAAGAAAACAUGUCUCCCAUGUCCACCUCAGAGGAUCGCUGAAGUCACAGGGAAUGAGUUUUAUGUCUUUUCCUAUUUCGAGGAUAUCCUCCGAGUGGUUUCUAUCAACGAUGUCACGCUGCUCAUACAAGAUACCAUUUAUCGUCUAACACAGGACAUCUAUUCUUACAUUCAAAAAUGGCAGAAGUAUCAGCAUCUUUGGGCGUUUGACAAGCAUCUUUCCUGUGAAAAAUAUGUUCAAAAACAUGACCAGAUACACAAAUACGAUGAAAAGUUUUUCUUUUUCGAAGACAUUAUAUCAGAUUUAAAUGCUCAUGUGAAAUUCGUGGAUAUUGGAGCCGUAAGGGUUAAUUUGCGACCCAUAAUACAACAAGUGCAAGGACACGCACAAGAGUGGAAAGAUAUACUCGGUCAAUGUGUCGCAUCGAAAACAAGAAUGAAUAUGUACGAUUUGAAGAAUCAAAUCGAGUCUCUUCGAAUGACAAUGAACAUGAACAUAAAAGGAUUGGAAGACUUCAAACUCGUGAUGGCAACCAUUACACAAGUACAGCAACUGACGAUCACAGCUGAAGUGAAGUUUAGGAACAUGCAGGAGAUAUUUCAUAUGUUACGACAACACGGUAUUGAUGUAUCAGACGGUGACAUCGAUUUCGCUAAAAACCUUGAAACGUCUUGGGGUAGUCUGUAUCAAACUUCGCUCUUCCGCGGCAGCAACCUCGAACAGACAAAAGAGAAGUUCUCGAAACUAAAUGUUGUUGAAAUUGCUAAUUUCCUCAAGGAGUUAGACGACUUCGUUGAAAAGUUCGACACUGAAGGACCGGCAACAGUUGGAGACGAUAUGGAUAGAGGAUUGUUGCUCAUGGAAGAAUAUGGAAAAUAUUUCGACGAGUUGGAAUCACGUAAGAAGGUCCUUCAAGCUGCGGAGCAGCUCUUUGAUAAUCCCCUUGCAGACUUCUCCAGUUUCAACCGAGCAAAGACUGACUUCCAAGCUAUGGAGCAGAUUUAUAAAAUAUAUAAAGCACAGAAGAAUGCUCGCGAGACUUGGGCUAAAACUCUUUGGGUUAAUCUUAAUCCACAAGCAUUGGUUGAUGGCAUUGAACAGUUUUUCAAAGAAUAUAGAAAAUUGCCAAAAGCAGUCCGAUUGAUAAGUACAGGAUUGAUGCUAGAUUUGAAGAUGAAACAAUUCAAAAACGUAGUUCCCUUAAUGGUUUCUUUGAAAAAUGAAGCCAUGCGUGAACGACAUUGGAAGGAAUUGAUGGCCAAAACGGGUCAGGAGUUUGACAUGUCACCUGAUCGCUUUACUUUGGAAAACAUGUUUGCAAUGGAAUUACAUAAAUAUCAGGAUGUCGCUGAAGAAAUUGUCAACCACGCUAUAAAGGAACUGGCAAUUGAACGAGGUGUGCGAGAAGUGCAGGAGACAUGGGCGGGGAUGGCUUUCACUGUAUCACGACACUUUGCUCGUGGUGAGGACCGCGGUUACACGCUUAAUCCUUGCGAUGAAAUCGUUGUCAAGUUGGACGAUGACGCCAUGGCGUUACAGAGCAUGGCAGCCUCGCAAUUCAUAGGACCAUUCCUCAAAGUGGUACAAACCUGGGAACGUCGCUUAGCCCUCAUAUCCGAGGUGAUAGAGGAAUGGUUUGCGACACAGCGGAAAUGGCUGUACCUUGAAGGGAUCUUCGUAGGCGGGGAUAUCCGUACGCAGCUGCCUGAUGAAGCGAAGAAAUUUGAUGACAUUGAUAAGUUCUUCAGAAAGAUAAUGCUGGAUACUGCAAAACGAUUGAACGUUGUAGACUGUUGCACUAUUAGUGGCAGAUUGGAAGAAUUUAUAAACUUGGGUCUUGGCCUCCAGAAAUGUCAGAAGUCCCUCAAUGAUUACUUAGACUCGAAAAGAAGAAUAUUUCCAAGAUUUUUCUUUAUUUCAACGGAUGAAUUAUUAUCUAUUCUGGGUAGCAGUGAAUGUAGUUGUGUUCAGGAACACAUGAUUAAGAUGUUUGAUAACAUAAGAGCACUAGAUCUAUACGUGGACCAUACUAAUCGCCCUGUAGCAGCCAAAAUGAUUUCUGCUGAAGGAGAGGUAAUGGAUUUUCGUUACGUCGUAUACACGGAGGGAAGAGUAGAAGACUGGAUGAAUUUGGUUUUAAAUGAAAUGCGCAGUACCAAUAAGUUUAUUACCAAGAAAGCUAUAUUCUAUUAUGGUAAAAAUUGGAGAAUUCCCAGGACUGAAUGGAUUAUGGAGUAUCAAGGUAUGGUGUGUCUGGCUGCUAACGGUGUGUGGUGGACCGCUGAGACGGAGGAAACGUUCGUACGAAUCAGGAAUGGAAAUAAACGAGCCAUGAAAGAACAUUUACAACAACAAAACGAACAAUUGGAUGGUUUAGUGGUUAAAGUCAGACAAGAUUUGUCACCGAACGAUCGUUUAAAAUUCCGUACGAUAACAACAAUAGACGUGCACGCUCGCGACAUUAUUGAAGGCUUUGUACGAGACAACGUCACAGAAGCAGCCGAGUUCGAGUGGGAAAGUCAACUUAGGUUCUAUUGGGUGAAAAAAGACGACAAUAUUUGGAUAAAACAAUGCACGGGGUUAUUUGAAUAUGGAUAUGAAUAUAUGGGGCUCAAUGGUCGUCUUGUUAUUACCCCUUUGACGGAUCGAAUAUAUCUUACUAUUACACAAGCACUUACUAUGCAACUUGGAGGUGCACCGGCAGGUCCGGCUGGUACGGGUAAAACGGAAACGACAAAAGACUUAGCCAAAGCCCUUGGUCUAUUAUGCGUGGUCACAAACUGUGGCGAAGGUAUGGACUUCCGAGCUGUUGGUCAAAUACUGGCUGGACUGUGUCAAUGCGGUGCUUGGGGAUGUUUCGAUGAAUUCAACCGUAUUGAUAUAUCUGUUUUAUCCGUCAUAUCUACGCAACUGCAGUGCAUUCGAAGUGCGCUAUUGAUGAAACUAAAGCGAUUUACAUUUGAAGGUCAAGAAAUUGCAAUGGACAGCAAAGUAGGUAUAUUUAUUACUAUGAAUCCUGGCUAUGCUGGACGCACGGAACUCCCAGAAUCCGUAAAAGCACUCUUCCGACCUGUCGUGUGUAUUUUGCCUGAUCUGGAAAUGAUCUGCCAAAUAUCUCUAUUCUCCGACGGCUUCCUUACCGCUAAGGUGCUAGCCAAAAAAAUGACAGUUCUAUACAAAGUAGCUCGGGAACAAUUAUCUAAGCAAUCCCAUUAUGACUGGGGGUUGAGAGCUCUGACAGCAGUGUUGCGGAUGGCGGGGAAAUUGAGACGAGACUCACCUGGACUUAGUGAAAUAAUGGUGCUGAUGAGAGCUCUGAGAGAUAUGAAUCAUCCAAAAUUCGUUUUCGAAGAUGUGCCCUUGUUCCUUGGUCUUAUAAAAGAUCUCUUCCCCGGGCUGGAGUGUCCCCGGGUCGGGUAUCCGGACUUCAACACCGCUGUUGUAGAAGUUUUGGAAAAAGACGGAUACAUUGUUCUUCCUCAUCAGGUAGACAAAGUAGUGCAGCUAUAUGAGACAAUGAUGACUAGGCACUGCACAAUGUUAGUGGGGCCGACCGGAGGGGGGAAGACCGUCAUUCUACAGACGCUUGUUAAAGCGCAGACCAACCUCGGACUACCCACCAAGCUUACUAUUCUUAAUCCGAAAGCUUGUUCGGUGGUAGAAUUGUAUGGCGUUCUCGAUCCUGUAACCAGAGAUUGGACUGACGGGCUUUAUUCGAAAAUAUUCCGAGAAAUGAACAGACCUGCAGACAAAGACGAGCGUCGAUAUUCCCUGUUCGAUGGUGAUGUGGACGCACUAUGGAUCGAGAACAUGAAUUCAGUAAUGGACGACAACAAGCUUUUAACUCUCGCUAACGGGGAACGGAUCAGGCUAGCGCCAUAUUGUGCAUUACUGUUCGAGGUCGGGGACCUUAAUUAUGCGUCUCCUGCGACCGUUUCGAGAGCCGGAAUGGUGUUUGUGGAUCCAAAAAAUCUUGGUUAUCAGCCUUAUUGGGAAAGGUGGCUCCGAGGGCGUAGUAACGAGGAGGAGCGUGAGCAGCUCGCGGGGUUAUUUGAUCAUUACGUGGCGGGUGCCAUCAACUAUAUAGUGUUCGGGAUGUUCGGACUGCAGCAGCAGACGCCGCUUAAAACCAUCGUGCCGCAGACACCACUCAAUUUGGUUAUGCAACUUUGCUACAUGAUAAGCGGUCUUCUGCCCAAUAGAGAAGAUACUAAUGAAGAAAUUGACAGAACUGUCGUUGAGUGUGUGUUUAUGGUGUCGAUGUACAAUAGUCUCGGAGCUGCAAUCGUGGACAACGGCAGAUUUGACUUCGACAAUUAUGUAAAGAAAGCCUGCCCGAUGAUGUUAGUCGAAGACACUACUGAAAAAAAAGCUACUACCAAACACUUUCCCAUGGGAUUCCCCUCAUUGUACGACUACUGUCUUGAACUAACGACUAAGACAUGGGAGGCAUGGGAGUGGCUUGUACCGCAGUACGAACACAACAGGCAGCUCAAGUUCUCAUCCAUCCUCGUUCCCACCGUCGACACGCUGCGGAUGACCUGGCUCAUCAAGAUUAUGGAGAGCGUGGAAAGACCAGUGCUGCUUGUUGGUGACACCGGAACUUCAAAAACAGCUAUUAUAUUUAACUACCUACGAGGUUUGCCAGCUGACAAAUAUAUAAUUCAACAGAUGAACUUCUCAUCUCGAACAUCGUCAAUGGACGUGCAGAGGAAUUUGGAGUCGGUGGUCGAAAAGAGGACGAAAGACACCUUUGGACCUCCAGUCGGCAAAAAGAUGCUCGUCUUCAUUGAUGAUAUGAACAUGCCCAUAGUGGAUACAUAUGGAACUCAACAACCAAUAGCCCUUUUGAAGUUGCUCUUUGAAAGGAAAGGCUUCUACGAUCGAGGAAAAGAUCUCAAUUGGAAGAACCUUAAGGACAUAGGAUUUCUCGCUGCAAUGGGAAAAGCGGGUGGUGGCAGAAAUGAUGUGGAUCCUCGUUUCAUUUCGAUGUUCUCGGUAUACAAUCUGCAGUUUCCGUCGGAGACGACAUUAAACCACAUUUAUGUCUCAAUCUUGAAAGGACAUUUCUCGAUAUUUCCAGAAGAAAUUCAAGACAUUGUAGACAAAAUUGUUCAAAUGACCCUCGACUUGUAUAAGAUAAUAAUUGUUGAGUUGCCGCCCACACCCGCGAAGUUCCACUACAUUUUCAACUUGCGUGACCUGUCCCGAGUGGCGGCCGGUCUGUGUCUGACGCAUCCGAACUUCUUCAGCGAAAAGCGCUCGGUCGUGCGCUGCUGGAGGAAUGAGUUCACGCGCGUCAUCUGCGACAGGCUCAUCAGUUUACAGGACAAUGAGUUGAUGCGUGGACACAUUCAAGAACAUGUCGCAAAAUAUUUUCCUGAAGAAGAACCGGUAGUUCUAGAAGAGAUCGUUGUGCCAGAGGAAGAUGAGAAACGGGUCGGAGAGGAAGAAGAAGAAGAUGAGUUCGCGAUAAUCGAGCCAAAACAACAAACGACUGAAGAGCAGGAUGUGCAAGUGGAAGAGGAACAAGAAGUCGAGGCUGAAAAAGAACUGACUUUGGAAGAAUACGUGCUACGAGAUCCUCUCCUUUUCGGUGACUACCGCAAUGCUCUGGAUGAAGAAGAAAUAAGAUAUUACGAAGAUCUGUUGGAUUAUGAAGCAGUUUAUUUCCUAUUUCAAGAGAUCCUCGAUGAGUACAACGAGCGCGUGGGCAAGCUGUCGGUAGUCCUGUUCGAGGACUGCCUGGAGCACGUGACGCGAGCGCACCGCGUGCUGCGCACCGACCGCGGGCACCUCAUGCUCGUCGGUGUCGGCGGCUCCGGGAAGAAGUCCAUCUGCCGCCUCGCUGCCUUCGCUGCAGGUUAUGAGAUGUUCGAAAUAACGGUAACGCGAAACUACAACGAGAACACGUUCAGGGAUGACAUGAAGAGACUCUACAACCAGCUCGGUGUCGACGGCAAGCCUACCGUCUUCCUCUUCACCGCUGCACAGAUUCUCGAAGAAGGGUUCUUGGAGUUUAUAAACAAUAUAUUGAUGAUUGGCAUGAUCCCUGCUCUAUUUGGUGAUGACGAAAAAGAUGCCAUUAUUAACGCAGUUCGGAAUGAAAGCGCCGAAGCUGGUUAUGGUGUAGCUAAAGACGCAGUAUGGAAUUUCUUCUGUAACAAAUGUGCUGACAAUUUGCAUGUCGUUCUAUCUAUGUCACCGAGUGGCGACACAUUGAGAAACAGGUGUCGAAGUUUCCCUGGCCUUGUAAACAAUACAACCAUCGACUGGCAGUUCCCAUGGCCAAAACAGGCUUUACUCGCUGUUGCCAAUGUUUUCCUUGCUGAUGUCCAAAAAAUACCCGAAGAGUUUCGUUCAAUAAUUGUGGAACACGUGGUACACGUGCACAUGUCAGUGGCGCACUACUCGACGGAAUUCCUACUGCGCCUGCGCCGGAACAACUACGUGACGCCCAAGCACUAUAUGGAUUAUUUAACCAAUUACCUAUCGCUGCUUAACGAGAAGGACGCGUUCAUUGUGGCUCAGUGCGAGCGACUAAUUGGAGGCUUAGCAAAAAUUGAAGAAGCGAAUGUUCAAUUGGAAGAUUUAAAUGCAAAACUAGCAGUUCAGAAAGUAAUAGUAGCAGAACAAACAAAAGAAUGUGAAUUACUAUUAAAAGAGAUAUCGACAGCUACGGAGGCAGCUGUCGCUAAACAAAACGUAGCUGCAAUCAAAAGUCAAGAAAUAACUGAGCAAAGUAAAGUAAUUGCUGAAGAAAAAUCUGAAGCAGAAGAAGCUCUAUCCGCAGCUCUCCCAGCCCUAGAAGCGGCAAGACUAGCGCUAGCGGACUUAGAUAAAAAUGAUAUUACUGAAAUUAGAUCCUUCGCUACACCCCCUGAGGCAGUGCAGGUCGUUUGUGAGUGCGUUGUAAUUAUUCGCGGCAUAAAAGACGUGAGCUGGAAGGGUGCUAAAGGAAUGAUGGCUGAUCCGAAUUUCUUACGAAAUCUCCAAGAAAUGAACUGUGACUUAAUUACGCAAGCUCAAGUGAAAGCUGUGAAGGCACAUAUGAAGAAAAGCAAGAAACUCGACACCAUGCAACAAAUUAGUAAAGCAGGAUAUGGCCUUCUGAAGUUUGUCAUAGCUGUGCUAGGUUAUUGCGCAGUAUAUAAAGAAGUCAAACCAAAGAAAGAUAAAGUAGAAUCAUUAGAAAGGGAAUAUACUGAAGCUUGUAACUACCUGGCAUCUUUAAACCGCGAAAUAGAUCGUUUGCAGAAAACUUUAGAUGGCCUGAACAAUCGAUAUGAAACUGCCAUGCUACGAAGACAGGAACUUCAAGAAGAAACAGACAUUAUGAUGCGAAGACUUGUGGCCGCUGACAAACUUAUGUCUGGGUUAUCAAGUGAACAGAAACGAUGGACAGAAGACUUAGCGGCUUUAUAUGUGGAACAGUCUAGACUGAUCGGUAACUGUCUCUUAGCAGCAUCUUUCCUCUCCUACGCUGGGCCUUUCUCGUUCUCCUUCAGGCAGACUAUGAUAUACGAAGAUUGGAUGGGAGAUAUUCUCGAAAAGGGAAUUCCACUUACUACCCCUUUUACGAUUGAGAAAAAUUUAACAAAUGAAGUUGAGAUCAGUGGUUGGAACUCUGAAGGCUUGCCACCAGAUGAACUAUCAGUACAAAAUGGUAUUUUGACAACAAGAGCGUCCCGUUUUCCUCUGUGCAUCGACCCUCAAACUCAGGCUCUUACUUGGAUCAAGAAAAAAGAAGCUAAAAAUAACCUCAAAGUACUAUCCUUCAACGACCCGCAGUUUCUGCGACACUUGGAAAUGGCAAUAAAAUAUGGAAUGCCGGUGCUGUUUCAAGACGUUAAUGAAUACAUCGAUCCAGUGGUCGAUAAUGUUCUAGAAAAGAAUAUCAAGACGGAGAGCGGUCGCACAUUCGUAAUGUUGGGCAGCACGGAAGUAGACUAUGACCCACACUUCCGCAUGUACCUCACUACCAAGCUCGCCAACCCCCAGUUCAACCCAGCAGCCUACGCCAAGGCCGUCGUCAUUAACUACACCGUCACCGUACAGGGCUUAGAAGACCAACUCCUUAGUGUAGUAGUUCGCGCUGAACGCGCCGAUCUUGAGGAACAACGCGAGAGCCUCAUCAUCGAAACGAGCGCAAACCGUAGUCUACUGUCAGGACUGGAAGACUCACUGUUGCGUGAGCUGGCCACCUCCACGGGUAACAUGCUGGAUAAUGUGGAACUGGUCAACACUUUGGAGAAUACCAAAUCUAAGGCUGCUGAAGUCAUGGAGAAACUUCAGCUAGCUGAGGCGACAACAAAAGACAUAGAGAAAUUGCGGGACGGCUACAGACCAGUCGCUAAGCGCGGCUCCAUACUAUUUUUCGUGCUGUCAGACAUGGCUAGCGUGAACUCUAUGUAUCAAUACUCCUUGUCUUCCUACCUUGAUGUCUUCUCCUUCUCCUUGCGUAAAGCGAUGCCGAAUGUUAUAUUGGCAAAACGAUUGAAGAACAUUAUCGACAUGUUAACUAAAAACGUUUAUGAUUAUGGAUGUACAGGUAUAUUUGAAAGACACAAAUUACUAUUCUCGUUUCAAAUGGACAUAAAGCUGGAACAGAGCGAAGGUAACGUCAGUCAAAUGCAACUUGACUUUUUCAUCAAGGGUAACAUUUCGCUAGAAAAAUCAGCCAGAGCCUGUCCCGCUACAUGGAUACCAGCUCAGGGUUGGCAAGAUAUUAUGAAACUAAGUACGGACUUUCCAGAAACUUUUGUAGAAUUACCAGAUCACAUAACAAGAGGUCUUGAGAAAUGGCAAGCGUGGUUUGACAGCGAUGCGCCGGAGUCGACAGAGAUGCCAGACGGCUACAGCUCUCGCCUCGCCCCCUUCGAACUCCUGAUGGCGCUACGCUGCUUCCGCGUCGAUCGCAUUUACCGCGCUCUUACCGACUACAUCACCGUCACCAUGGGCGAGGACUACAUCACGCCGCCCGUUAUCAGUUUGGACAUGAUCUACGAGCAAACGACACCGUAUACGCCAGUGGUGUUCAUCCUCAGCCCGGGCUCCGACCCGACAGCUGAUCUAAUGAAGCUCGCCGACCGAUGCGGCUUCGGAGGCGGCAAGUUCAAGUACCUCUCGCUUGGCCAGGGCCAGGAGGGGGCCGCACUUUCUCUACUAGAAGGUGCCAUUUCUCAUGGCCAAUGGCUAAUCUUGCAAAAUUGUCAUUUAUUGGUGUCAUUUUUACGAGAACUAGAAAAACAAAUGGAAUUGAUGGAGAAACCUCAUCCUGAAUAUCGACUCUGGUUGACGACUGACCCCACUCCUACGUUCCCCAUUGGUAUUCUUCAAAGGUCACUCAAAGUGGUAACGGAACCGCCCAACGGCCUGAAGCUAAACUUGCGCAAUACAUAUUUCAAGAUGCGCGCGCACGCACUAGAAGAGUGUGCGCAUCCUCAGUUCAGAAAACUGGUCUACGUACUGGCAUUCUUCCACGCGGUUGUUCAGGAGCGACGUAAAUACGACAAAAUCGGUUGGAAUAUAGCGUACGAUUUCAGCGAGUCGGACUUUGUGGUGUGCAUGCAGAUUCUGCAGUGCUACCUCGACCGUUGCUACGCUGUCAAGGGGCUCGUCCCCUGGGCGACGCUUAAGUACUUGUUUGGGGAAGUGAUGUACGGAGGUCGUGUAAUAGACGAUUUCGACCGAAGAGUUGUGAAAACCUACAUGGACGAAUAUCUGGGUGACUUUCUAUUUGACAAGUUCCAGCCCUUCCACUUCUACCACGACUCUAACUUCGACUAUGUCAUACCACCCGACGGUGAACGAGAGGAGUAUAUUGAUUUCAUCGACACGUUGCCGCUGGCGAAUACCCCAGAGGUGUUCGGACUUCAUCCCAACGCGGAAAUAGGUUACUUCAGCCAAGCUGUACGUGAGAUGUGGGCGCACCUCAUCGAGCUGCAGCCGCAGACCAGUGAAGGUGGUGGCGUGAUGAGUCGCGAUGAGUUUAUCGACUGUAUCGCCGUGGAUAUCCUCUCCAAACUACCGCCUCUCUUCGAAAUCUGGCGCGUGCGCAAGCAGUUCGAGAUGAACAUAACUCCAACCGUUGUCGUACUCCUGCAGGAACUGGAAAGAUUCAACCGUCUGAUUAGCAAGCUAGCAAGCACACUGAGCCUGUUACGUAAGGCUCUGGCGGGCGAGAUCGGCAUGGACGCCGUGCUGGACAACGUGGCGUACAGCCUGUUCAACGGGCAGCUGCCGGCCGCCUGGCGGGGCCUCGCGCCCGACACGCGCAAGGGACUCGGCGGCUGGAUCGAUCACUUCAUGGCGCGCACGAAGCAAUAUACCGACUGGGCGACAAUGGAAGAGCCGGUGGUGAUCUGGCUGUCGGGACUGCACAUUCCGGAGUCGUACCUCAUCGCGCACGUACAAGCGGCGUGCCGGGCGAGCGCCCGCGCGCUCGACCGCUCGUCGCAGUACACGCGCGUCACGGCGCACACCUCGCCCGACGAUAUCGAGGAGCGACCGCAGACCGGUUGCUAUGUUCGAGGAUUAUAUUUAGAAGGCGCUCGCUGGGACUUGGAAGAUGGCUGUCUAAGGAGAUCACAUCCCAAAGUAUUGAUCACGGAAUUGCCCAUCAUGUACAUAAUACCCAUUGAAGCGCACAAGCUCAAAUUACAGAACACAUUACGCACUCCGGUGUAUACAACAUCCUCUCGUCGCGACGCAAUGGGAGUGGGUUUGGUGUUCGAGUCUGACCUUUGGACUACGGAGCACUGUAGCCACUGGAUCUUACAAGGUGUCUGCCUUGUUAUGAACACUGACUGAACUGACUGAUUUUAUUUCCUAAGUAUUAGGACUAGCAAGUAUAAAUAUAAGCACUUGAAUUUUAAGUUAGCAAACUUACAUGUUACAUUUUUUUUUUCUUUAUUAGAGCUAACAUUCUUGUUUUUUUUUACACAAUAAUGGUAAAGAUAGCUUACUAAUAAUAUAAGCAAAUUUUUUAUUUAUUUUUUUUAAUUUAAUGUUAAUAUUAAGAGUGAAUAAACUAAGUUGGCAGGUUUGUAUUUAAUGUAAUUUUAUUUCAGCAAGUGUCAUUUUAUUUUUAGUUCAGCAUAGUUUAGUUAAAGAAAGAAUAAAGACUGCUUUAUAUUUUAAAAGCA